UUUUCUUUUAAUUUUCUGCCAACAGGAAGUAAAUGUUUCAUGUAAUGAGAUUCGAUUGAAUGGUGGUCUAGCGUUAGCAGAAGCACUAUUAUCAAAGACAGAAUUGACAAAUGUGAUAUUGGACGGAAAUCAAUUUGGCGAAGAUGGUGUGACUGAAGUUCAUGAGCGACUUUCAUCGUGCACAUCAGCAACAAUAAGCAUUGAAGAUGACGAAGGCGAUGAAGAUGAUGAUGACGAUGAGGAGGAAGAGGAGGAGGAGGAUGAAGAAGAAGAGGAGGAGGAAGAGGAAAAUGGUAGUGAAGCCGAAGCCAAUCAAAGUAAUAAGAGUGUUACUGAACAAGUGAAUGUUCAAAAAAGUAAUGCUACUCUUAUUAAACCUUUCAGCCCUUCGAAUGCAACGCAGGUUACCGUUUCUGAUUUUCUCAAAACACCAACUGUACAUAAUUUCCUAUCUCUCGGUACAAGGAGAAAUUCUCUAAUAUUGGAUGAAGUCAAAAAGACUCCGGAAUCUGACUUGCUAGAAGCGAUGCUGUCAGCCAUAAUGAAAGUGUCAGCAUUGGUGGGUGCUGGUAAUGGUUCAGAAGUGGACAAGGCAGCUCUAACGUGUAGUGAUCACUUAUAUCAACACCUCUGCAACUGGUCCAAAACCAACAAUGAUUUCUCACUUGUCAGCAACACUCUACUAGUGCAUCUCGGAUUAAUGAAGAGCGAAGACAAGUCGUUCAAAAUAACGUACAAUACCCAUGGAUGCAGGGCUGCUUUACAGCAAGCCAUGACUCAGAACUACUUCCCCACUCAAGUCAAGGAAACUAUGCAAUUCUUCCUCAACAAGAAAUGAAUUUGAUUAGCUGUGACUCGAGUGAAGCAUGUCGACUACCAAAAUAAUAUUGCUGAUAUAUUGGUGAAUUCAUUUCAGUGUACCAAAUUUCAAACAUUAACUUAUUUAAUAGUGCAUCUUUUCUCAAAUUAAAGUGUAUUUAAUUUUCUAUGUUAAUAAAACCACUUUCAAUGUAAAGAGAGAACCCUGUGAAAAUCCAUGUUUUAAAACAAUUCUGUACCUGAUUUAGAACUUCUGAAUUUCAGGUCUCAUUUUUAAAAUUAGUUUGUAAAAUAAAGUUUUCUUCUUCUUUUCGUA
Nilaparvata lugens (brown planthopper) is the source of this 1135-nucleotide messenger RNA. Its product is annotated as ran GTPase-activating protein 1-like. Lineage: Eukaryota; Metazoa; Arthropoda; Insecta; Hemiptera; Delphacidae. Gene Ontology annotation, cellular component: perinuclear region of cytoplasm; nucleus; cytosol. The record is from RefSeq and is a predicted model, not a curated record. Gene Ontology annotation, biological process: activation of GTPase activity; signal transduction; nucleocytoplasmic transport. Gene Ontology annotation, molecular function: GTPase activator activity; small GTPase binding. The transcript has 6 exons. The annotation marks the transcript as partial.